Molecule: messenger RNA, 2388 nt
Organism: Nymphaea colorata (pocket water lily)
Lineage: Eukaryota; Viridiplantae; Streptophyta; Magnoliopsida; Nymphaeales; Nymphaeaceae
Product: RAP domain-containing protein, chloroplastic
Exons: 3
Coding region: 84-2087 (667 amino acids)
Biological process (GO): regulation of mitochondrial mRNA stability; mitochondrial RNA processing; chloroplast rRNA processing
Cellular component (GO): ribonucleoprotein granule; mitochondrial matrix; chloroplast
Molecular function (GO): RNA binding
Source: RefSeq, a predicted model, not a curated record
AAGAUGACGGCUUUGUUAUAAAAUUUCGUUUCUUCGAGCGGUCGUUUUGUUCGUCUCUUGAACCAAAAACCCUCUGAGACAGAAUGGAGGGACUUGUUAGUUCCACCUGUUUUAGAAAUGGUAGCAGCGUCAGAUGCUUCCUGCCGACGAGCGGUUUCUUCCCCAGCCGUAUGCUUGGUUACCUGCAGGUGCCUACUGCAACGAGCUACUGGCGUCAUCCUAGGCUUCUUUGUAGAGAUCUCAAGAGAUAUUCCUCCGUGAGACAGAUUAGCAUUGUGGAGGACGAGGAAGAGGAGGAGGAAAACGAGGAGGAGGGCAGCUCCGAUUGGGAAGCGGAGUUCUUGGGCGAGAUCGACCCUUUCGGCUACCUGCCACCCAAGCGGCGAAAUCGUCAAAAAUCCUCAUUGCUUGAUGAUGAGGACGGUUCUGUGGCCAUGGAAUGGUGUGUCCGGGCGAGGCGGUCCGCUCUGAAAGCAAUUGAAUCGAGGGGACUGACCGCCACCAUGGAAGAUUUGCUUUCUGUGGAGAAGAAGAGGAGAAAGAAGAAGAAAAAGAAGGACGAUAUGGCGAAGAAUGUUAGUGAUAAGAAGAGCAAGCUCGAAAUGGAUAACAAUUUGACAAUGGAAGACUUCAUGUACGAUACUGAUGGAAACAACGACCCGAGAGCUCAUCUGCGUAGAACAGUGAGCGCCUUAGGCGACGGCAUGUUUGAGGAGCAAAAGGAGAAAAACAGAGAGGCUUUCAUCGAGAAGCUAACUCAAUUCUCAGGCCCUUCUGAUAGGAGGAAAGAAAUCAACCUGAACAGGUCGAUUAUCGAUGCUCAGACUGCGGAGGACGUGUUAGAGCUAGCAGCGGAGAUGAUGUCUGCGGUAGCAAAAGGGUUAACUCCUUCACCGCUGACACCAUUGAAUGUAGCUACUGCAGUUCAUAGGAUAGCUAAGAACAUGGAGAAGGUCUCCAUGGCCAAGUCUCGAAGGUUGGCAUUCGCUCGACAGAAAGAGACGUCGAUGCUCGUGGGACUCGCCAUGGCUGCCCUGCCCGAGUGCUCUGCUCAGGGCAUAUCAAACAUCGCAUGGGCGCUCUCUAAGAUAGGUGGGGAACUCCUCUACCUAUCUGAGAUGGACAGGAUUGCAGAAGUUGCCAUCACCAAGACUGAUGAAUUCAACGCGCAGAACGUCGCUAAUACUGCUGGUGCUUUCGCAUCGAUGCGGCACUCUGCUUCUGAGCUGUUCAUUGAGCUAUCGACAAGGGCAUCCGUAAUUGUUCACACUUUCAAUGAACAGGAGCUAACUCAGUUGCUAUGGGCAUUCUCAUCACUUCAUGAGCCUGCUGACCGUUUGCUUGAUUCGUUAGACGUUGCAUUCAGAGACGUAAUGAUCCUUAAGUGCGACACAGAUGCUAGUUCAACCACCAUCGAAGGUCCAUCUGACGGCUUUCAGAGAAGUGAUGAUCAGCCUGCACCACAAAAUUUCACUAGGGAUCAGCUGGGAAAUAUAGCUUGGUCAUAUGCGGUUCUAGGACAAAUGCAUCGGUUGUUUUUCUCUCGUGUUUGGAAGACGUUGAGCCAGUUUGAAGAACAGAAGAUCUCUGAGCAGUACAGGGAAGAUAUCAUGUUUGCCUCUCAGGUCCUUCAAGCAAACCAGUGUCUGAAGCUUGAGUACCCGCAUCUGGAGUUGUCUCUGAAGAGCGACAUAGAAGACAGGAUUGCUCGAGCAGGAAAAACUAAGAGGUUCAAUGACAAGAUAACAUCCUCAUUCCAGAGAGAAGUUAUGCGGCUUCUUACAAGUACAGGCCUCCCAUGGGUGAAAGAAUACACCAUUGAUGGGUAUACGAUGGACGCUGUGGUGCCUGAUAGGAAGAUUGCCUUGGAGAUAGAUGGACCAACUCACUUCUCAAGAAACACAGUAACACCUCUUGGCCACACAAUGCUGAAGCGACGAUACAUCACCGCUGCCGGUUGGAAAUUAGCAAGCGUAUGCCAUCAAGAUUGGGAGGAACUUCAAGGCGAGUUUGAGCAGCUGGAUUAUCUGAGAAAGAUUCUGAUGGACCACAUAGACGAGGCAUAUGUAACUAAUAAUAGUCUUUGAAUGUGGCUAACUUGGUAGAAAAUAUUGUAUUUGCGGGAAUCACAUAAGAUGACAGAAGUUGAUACAGGCUCCCAGGAACCAGACAUUUUUGGAUGCCUGACAGUUUAAAGGAGGUCCCUUCAUGCACAAGGUUUCAAGCUGGUCACUUUACCCCAUGUGAGAAAGAUGGUUGAUUUGGGCUUCUCCUUUCCGAACCUUCUUUUCUUGAUGAUCUGUAAAAGGUGUAUCAAUAUAUACAUAUCAGAAGAUACUUGUGAAAAAUGGUUUUGGAAGGGUUACUGCUUACUGCAUUGACAUACCU